UUUUCUCAUCUAUUGAAUCUCAGAGUUCGCCGUGUCGCGCGGCCCAAGGGAAGACCGCAUAGAACACACAGAAUGCUACGAUCAUCGAGAGUUCCGAGCCGCUGUUUGGUAGAUGGGAGUCGCUUUUUCCACUUAGCCUUUUAAGAGAAAUAACUUUUUUUGAAGAGAAACGGUGAAUGUGCGAAGCGGUGGAGACCUCCGAAUCACGAAAUGUUGGGAUGGAAGGCGCAGACUUUGACUCGCCGUGUCCAACAGGAGAAUGAAGUACUUUACGGGGGUGAGAUCACCGAGAGUGAAACUUUGUUGCCUUGGGACAUUACCACACGCAAUCGGGGAAAUAUUAUAACGUGGAAAAUCAGAACCACCACGAAGUCUCCGCAACAUGGCCUCGGCUGCUAAUGUCUCCUCUGAGCAGGAAAACAGGGACCCCGAUCGGCCGAGGAUAACGCGGAGGAACAGGGGGAACAAUCGCACAACAGCGCUGGAUUUGGAGUAUUUGCAGCGGCCAAGUUACUGCGAUGCCGCGUUCGCUUUGGAGCAAAUAUCUGAGGGAAAGGCGACUGGAAGAAAAGCACCGCUGUGGCUGAGAGCGAAAUUUCAGAGACUCUUGUUUAAGUUGGGCUGUUACAUACAAAAGAACUGCGGAAAGUUUUUGGUUGUGGGCCUCUUGAUAUUCGGAGCUUUCGCUGUUGGCUUACGGGCAGCUAAUCUGGAAACCGACAUGGAGAAACUCUGGGUGGAAGUAGGCGGCCGGGUGAACCAGGAACUGAAGUACACACGUCAGAAGAUGGGCGAGGAGGCCAUGUUCAAUUCCCAGCUGAUGAUCCAGACAGCACAGCAGGAGGGCGCUAACGUGCUCACUGUGGAGGCCCUCCAACAACACCUGGACUCAGCUAUCAGGGCCAGCCGAGUGCACGUUUACCUCUUUAACAGACAAUGGAAAUUAGAACAUAUAUGCUACAAAUCAGGAGAACUUGUUACUGAAGCUCACAUUAUGGACCAGAUUAUUGAGCAACUCCACCCCUGUCUCAUCAUCACGCCCCUGGAUUGUUUCUGGGAGGGAGCCAAGCUCCAGUCUGGAAUGGCCUACCUCCCAGGUAAGCCCCCUCUGCAGUGGACCAACUUUGACCCCAAGGAGUUUCUGACGGAGCUCCGGGCCAUGAACGUCCAGGUGGACAUCUGGGAGGAGAUGCUGGAGAAGGCUGGGGUGGCCCACGGCUACAUGGACCGCCCCUGCCUCAACCCCCGAGACCCCGACUGUCCCCUCACCGCCCCCAACAAGAACACCACCAAGCCCUUCGAUGUGGCUCGUAUCCUGACUGGCGGAUGCCACGGCCUCUCCCAGAAGUACAUGCACUGGCAAGAAGAGCUGAUCGUGGGCGGGACCACCAAGAAUGGCACCGGACGACUACUUAGGAAUCUUCCAACCAGGACGCCCGGAAAACCAUGGCAAUUUGGCAAUGUCUCCAGAAUGUUGAGGAUUGCCCAGGCAUUACAGACCAUGUUCCAGCUCAUGACCCCUAAGCAGAUGUUUGAGCACCGGAAGGGCUAUGAUGAUGUGUCCCAUAUCAACUGGAACGAAGACAAGGCCGCAGCCAUACUGGAGGCAUGGCAGAGGAAGUACUCUGAGGUGGUUCACCACAGCGUGGCAGCCAACUCGUCUCAGAAGGUUUUGUCGUUUACUACCACCACCCUGGAAGACAUCAUCAAGUCAUUCUCUGAUGUCAGCGUCAUACGUGUCGCCAGUGGCUACCUGCUCAUGCUGGCCUAUGCCUGUCUGACCAUGCUCCGCUGGGACUGUGCCAAGUCGCAGGGAGCUGUAGGACUGGCCGGUGUCCUCUUGGUGGCGCUGUCUGUGGCGGCAGGCCUGGGGCUCUGUUCUCUGCUGGGCAUAUCUUUCAAUGCAGCCACCACACAGGUGCUACCGUUCUUGGCUCUAGGCGUGGGUGUGGACGAUGUGUUUCUUCUGGCCCAUGCUUUCAGUGAAACCGGACAAAACAAGAGGAUCCCCUUUGAGGACCGUACAGGGGAGUGUUUGAAGAGGACAGGAGCGAGUGUGGCUCUCACUUCCAUCAGUAACGUCACUGCUUUCUUCAUGGCAGCUCUCAUCCCCAUACCUGCUCUAAGAGCCUUCUCUCUUCAGGCCGCGGUGGUGGUGGUGUUUAACUUUGCCAUGGUGCUGCUCAUCUUCCCUGCCAUCCUCAGUAUGGAUCUGUAUCGCAGAGAGGACCGCCGCUUUGACAUCUUCUGCUGCUUUUACAGUCCGUGUGCUAACAGGGUUAUCCAGAUCGAGCCCCAUGCCUACCUAGACGGAGUGGACGGCAGUCGCUACAACCCCCCUCCCACCUCCUACAACCCCCCUCCCACCUCCUACUGCACCCCCCCUCCUACCUCCUACUGCACCCCCCCUCCCUCCUACAGCAGCCACGGUUUCUCCCAGCAGACCCAGAUCACCAUGCAGUCCACGGUUCAGCUGCGGACAGAGUACGACCCCCGGACCCAGGCCUUCUACACCACCGCUGAACCCAGGUCUCAGAUCUCUGUCCAACCCUUCACCCCGGCGCCCCCCGGCCCCGCCAACGCAGGCCAUGGGGGUCGCGCCAACAGUAGCCAGCACGCCGCACAUUCCAGCCGGAGCGGGUGUAGCGGCAGUCGCGGCAACCUCAACAACAGCAACGUCGGCCGAGGGUCCGGUUCGGCCGCGUUCCCGCCCCCAUCCCCCUCCGGUGCCCCCCCCUUGUCCCCCCACGCACGCGAGGGCGUGUGCGUGCCCGGGGGGAGUACCAGCUCCCACAGGGACCUGCUGGCCCAGUUUGGGGAGGCCUCCCUGGGUCUCCGCUGUCCAGAGCCGCCCUGCUCCCGGUGGACCCUGGCCUCUUUUGCUGAGAGACACUACGCCCCCUUCCUACUGCAGCCGACCACCAAGGUGGUGGUCAUCCUGCUGUUCCUGGUCCUGCUGGUGGUCAGCCUGUACGGGACCACCCGGGUGCGAGACGGCCUGGAGCUGACCGACAUCGUCCCCCGGGAGACCAGCGAGUACGACUUCAUCGGGGCCCAGUUCAAGUUCUUCUCCUUCUACAACAUGUACGUGGUGACCCAGCGGGCGGAGUACGCCCAGGCGCAGCCUCUUCUCUACCAGCUCCACCAGCGCUUCAGCACAGUGCGCUACAUCCUGAGGGAGGACAACGGACAGCUUCCCCGCAUGUGGCUCCACUACUUCAGGGACUGGCUGCAAGGUCUGCAGGCAGCGUUCGACCAGGACUGGGAGGCUGGUCGGAUCACACAGAGCAGCUACAGUAACGGUUCUGACGACGGCAUCCUGGCCUACAAACUACUAGUACAGACAGGACGCAGGGACAAGCCCAUUAACUUAAACCAGCUGAUGAGGCAACGCUUGGUAGAUGCAGAUGGCAUUAUCAACCCGGGGGCAUUUUAUAUCUACCUGACGGCAUGGGUCAGCAACGACCCAGUGGCAUACGCCGCCUCACAGGCCAACAUCCGGCCACACCCCCCAGACUGGCACCACGACCGCACAGACUUGAUGCCUGAGAUACGCCUCAGCAUUCCAGCCGCAGAGCCAAUCGAAUACGCACAGUUUCCCUUCUACCUCAACGGGCUCCGCGAGACCCCCCAGUUUGUGGAGGCCAUCGAGUCAGUGCGAGCCAUCUGCAGCAACUACAGCCGCCAGGGCCUGCCCAGCUACCCCAACGGCUACCCUUUCCUGUUCUGGGAGCAGUACGUAGGCCUGCGACACUGGCUUCUGCUCUCCAUCAGCGUGGUACUGGCGUGCACCUUCCUCGUCUGUGCCCUCUUCCUCCUCAACCCCUGGACUGCCGGCAUCAUCGUGCUGGUCUUGUCCCUGAUGACCGUGGAGCUGUUCGGUAUGAUGGGCCUCAUUGGGAUCAAGCUCAGCGCCGUGCCCGUGGUUAUCCUGAUCGCCUCUGUCGGCAUCGGGGUGGAGUUCACCGUCCACGUGGCUCUGGCGUUCCUCACAGCGAUAGGGGACCGUAACCGGCGGGCGGUGCUGGCGUUAGAACAUAUGUUUGCACCGGUGUUGGACGGAGCCUUCUCCACCCUGCUGGGAGUCCUCAUGCUGGCGGGCUCCGAGUUCGACUUCAUCGUCAGGUAUUUCUUCGCUGUGCUGGCCAUCCUGACCGUGCUGGGGGUCCUGAACGGACUGGUCCUCCUCCCGGUGUUGCUGUCUUACUUCGGCCCCUACCCAGAGGUGACCCCUGUGGAUGGGCGUAGCCGGCUGCCGACCCCGUCCCCCAAUCCCCCGCCUCACGUGGUCCACUUCUCGGUGCACCCCCGCCGCCCCACCUCCGGGGCGGGGACGGGUUCCGACUCGUCCGAUUCCGAGUACAGCUCCAACACCACGGCGUCGGGCCUCAGCCGGGAGCUGCAGCAGUACCAGCCCACCUCCAGUCGAGCCAGGCCCGGGAGAGCAGAGGAGGUGCAACCGGACGUACAGAUCGGCCGGAGCAGGGCCGUCAGGACAGAGGAGGUGCGACUGGGAGCGGGGCAGAGGACAGUAAGGCAUGGAGACGCCUCUGCCUACUCUGUUUCUUCUUCGGUUCCGGCGGAGUCAGGAGUCCACCCUAGUGUAUCCCGUCGCUUCAGCAAGAGGGACUUACAGUCACCCCCACCGGACCACCCACGCACAGAUGCUUUCGAAACCGCUACCGAUGCCGGAAGCCAUCCCACCCCCACCAGCCACAGAGAACGCUCGGCGGGGCCAAGGGCCCGCCCUUCCCACAACCCCCGGCCCAAUCACCACCAACCUCACCACCCUUACCCUGCCCCCACAUACUGCCAGCCCAUAACCACGGUAACAGCGUCCGCGUCAGUCACCGUGGCCGUCCACUCCGCCCCCCUCCCCAAUCAGAGCCCCGCCUCCUCUUACCCGGGACACACUGCAGCGGAAAGUUACCACACAGCGGGGGCCGCGGAACCUGCUUUUCAGGACCCCCACGUGCCACUGGAGGUUCAUAUGUGCCGCAGAAGAACCAAGAUGGACACCAGUGUGGAGUCCAUGGAGCUUCAGGACAUGGAAUGUGAGGCAGCUGAGAGCGACUGUGGCAGGGGGCCAAGCUGAGUGCUGGAGAGCGGAAGCACAGCAGCCAAAGAUGGACUCCCUCUCCCGCUCAGCAGAACUCGGCAGCGCAGCGCCACCCUGAACCAAGCAUGGUGCUCAUAGUUACUGUAGCCCAGUGAACGUUGGACUUAGUUAUCUGUAUCCAUAUUUAAAAGAUGUACACUUAUGUAAAUAUGAACAACAAAGUAGCUAUAUAUAGGAGCUGUACAACUCCUUUUUAAACAGAUUGGGGGCGACUUUUUUAUGGUAUGUAAGUGUGUGUGUGCGGGUUUGUGUGUGUGUGUGUGUGUGUGUGUGUAAAGAACUCUGAUUACUGUUCACUCAUCUGUGGAUCUGUGCCAUGAGGAAGCUUCAUCUAGACAAUACAUUUCAGCAUACAUUGUUGCUGCUUAAGAUAUUUUGUAUUAAUGCAAAAUAAUUAUGUAUAAUAACUUGUAUAAUAAUUCUAUGCAAAUAUUUCUUUUACGUUAGAGAGUGUUGAGUGUGUAAACGUGAUUUUGUGUGUGUGUGUGCUCAUCUCUAAAAAGAAAUAGAUCAACAGUCACGUCAUGUUAGAUACACAGUAACUACAUUGGGUGUGUGUGUGUGUGUGUGUGUGUGCGCAUGUGUGUGUGUGUGCAGAGACGUGUGCGUGCGUAUAUGUGUAUGUUUGUAUAUAAAGGUACGCUUUUUUUUUUUACAAUUAAUUUGCUUAUCACAAACCUGUGGUAUUUAUGAAACAAUUAUUGUUGACAUUUGACUCACGCUAUGCGUGCUAUUUAAGACGGGCAGAUAUGAAGAAGAUAAGAGGUGUUUGUAGUUUUAGUGUCUGCGAUUGAGCACGGUUCUGCUCUGUUGCUGUUUAGUUGUCCAGGGAUUGUUUUACUGUAAAAGGCCACGUGGGCCUAAGCUCUCCCUUGGACUCAAUUACCCAUCUCCCCCCUUUUCUUUGACGUCACAGCUCACAGUAACCUGACUGGGGUUAGAAGUAUCACUCCCGUAGUUAAUGCAUAUUCCGAUCGGAAGACAACAUUCACAUAGUGAUAUCCAAGUAGUGGAAGCCAGUAUGGAGGAUUUUGUCGCGUGACAUUCGCAGCUUUAUUCCUGAGCCCUUAUAUGUUGUUCUUGUUGUUAAUUCAUGAGUGUAUCCUCUGUUAUUGGAACCGUGAAUAUACAUCGUUGUACUCCCUCUCUCUCUAGCGAUAAGCUAAAGCUAGGGUGUCACCCAACUCAGCCCGGCACUUGACUGCAUUACACAUUUUACGGAUAAGAAACUCCGCAUUGCGCUCUUUCUCCCUACUCAACCAAUAAGCUAUCACGUCCAGAGAGCUAAAGGGUUAAGCACUAUCCGGCCUAAUGAUACUCAGUGUAUCUGUGUGCGCGUGUGUGUGCGUGUGUGUGUCCCUCCGUCCUCUCUCUGCCCUAGGUAGCAACAGCAAAGACAACUGGCCACACUGAAGCUCCAAGUCCAUCCCUACUGACCCCACCUCGUAAAAACCCCAACGCCAUGAUGCUAAUUGGAAGUUCCCCCUCGACUGCCGAAUGGCACAGGCCAGAGCCUCAGGGGUCAGGGUUCACCAAGCUACCCCCCCCCCACCCACCCACCCACCAGUCUAAUAUAUGUGUUACUCACAUCUUGCAAGCUCCGGCAUAUGUCACCCCCCCCCCCCAACCCCUACGCAAUCAAUUCCAAAUUCCCCAUCGAUGUACACAGAUUUCCUGUUUCACACAUGUAGCUAUGUGUGUCCUGAUAGGAUCUCCUCCAUCGCCCCUAUAGAAGUCUUUAAUGUGUUCUGAUAGGAUCUCCUGACAAGAUUUUCACCACUGUCCUUAGAAGUCUUUAAUGUGUCCUGACUGGAUUUUCACCAUUGUCCCUAGAAGUAUUUAAUGUGUCCUGACAGGAUUUCCACCAUAGUCCCUAGAAGUCUUUAAUGUGUCCUGACAGGAUUUUCACCAUUGUCCCUAGAAGUCUUUAAUGUGUCCUGACAGGAUUUCCACCAAUGUCCCUAGAAGUCUUUAAUGUGUCCUGACAGGAUUGCCACCAAUGUCCCUAGAAGUCUUUAAUGUGUCCUGACAGGAUUGCCACCAAUGUCCCUAGAAGUCUUUAAUGUGUCCUGACAGGAUUGCCACCAAUGUCCCUAGAAGUCUUUAAUGUGUCCUGACAGUAUUUCCACCAAUGUCCCUAGGUUGUGUCAGCUGCUUGUGUGAGAUUCUGUUGUUUUUUGUUUUCUCCUGAUGUUACAUUGGCAGUAAUAGAGGUAAAUCAUGGCUGGCAACUAUUUUCUUCAUUUUGUAAUGUUUUGUUUUUCAACUUCGGAUUUGCGAUAUUUAUAUUUUUGUAUUAUAAGAUGUUUUUCUUGUCAUUAUUGGUCAUGAAUGCCAGUGGAUAACAAAUGCAGGGAUUUUUAUGUCUAUUGAAAAACACUAUUACAGUUAUUGUUUUGACGUGAACCAAGUUUGAUCUGUAUAAAGUGCUUACUAAUGUUAAAUAGAAAACAAAGGCGUAUAUAACAUUUACACUACAAGACUCAUCAUAGCUCUUAGAGGAUUUUAAAAGGAAAAAAGAAUAAUCAAUGGUUUUCUACAGACUGCCAUUUGGAUCCGGUUGGAGAGGUUAUAUGUAUGUUGUUUCAGUUACAAAGAUAAAUGUAUGCCAUAUAAUUUAUUUAUAUGAAAAUUUAUUUUUGUAGUGUACAUAGUAGUUGUCAAGUAAUUUGACAGAAGUAUAUUUUUAAAGAGUUUAUAUGUAAUGAUACCAUAACAGAGAAAAAUCCUAAGGUGCACACUUUCAUUGCUAACUGGCUCUCGGACGACAUUGACAGACAGGUCCCACUCAGUAUUAUCUAUCCUAGGAGAGAGAACUCAGAAAGCUGUUUCUAUGGGUUUGUGAAAGGCUAGCCAUGAAAGUAGAAAUUGUACUAGCUCUCUAAGUUAAUGUUCAAACACUGAUAGAAUUCUAACAAAUAAAAAUAUUAUAACUUA
This is a messenger RNA of Esox lucius (northern pike), 8056 nucleotides long. RefSeq names its product patched 1 (gene ptch1). Bases 383 to 5095 code for a protein of 1570 amino acids. NCBI's taxonomy places the organism in Eukaryota, Metazoa, Chordata, Actinopteri, Esociformes, Esocidae. Gene Ontology annotation, molecular function: hedgehog family protein binding; smoothened binding; hedgehog receptor activity. The transcript is spliced from 25 exons. Gene Ontology annotation, cellular component: plasma membrane. Gene Ontology annotation, biological process: smoothened signaling pathway. The record is from RefSeq and is a predicted model, not a curated record.